This is a messenger RNA of Heterobasidion irregulare TC 32-1, 873 nucleotides long. RefSeq names its product mitochondrial substrate carrier. The record is from RefSeq and is a predicted model, not a curated record. Gene Ontology annotation, biological process: thiosulfate transport; malate transmembrane transport; phosphate ion transmembrane transport. Gene Ontology annotation, molecular function: succinate transmembrane transporter activity; sulfate transmembrane transporter activity; malate transmembrane transporter activity. NCBI's taxonomy places the organism in Eukaryota, Fungi, Basidiomycota, Agaricomycetes, Russulales, Bondarzewiaceae. The transcript has 10 exons. Bases 1 to 873 code for a protein of 290 amino acids.
AUGAAGGUCUCUCCUCAUGAUUUUGGCAGGCUCGGAGUGGCUGCAUGCUGUACCCAUCCCUUGGACCUAACGAAAGUUCGAAUGCAGACCGUGCAGUUCGUAUCUGGUUCGUCUCGAAUAUCGACCGUCACAGUCCUCCGUACGACCAUUGCAGAGUCUGGCGUCCGCAGCCUGUACACUGGGCUUACCGCCUCUAUCCUCCGACAAAUGACUUAUUCCCUCGUGCGCUUGGGGAGCUACGAGAAGAUGAAGUUUAGCUUGUCAAGGGACAGACAACCGUCACCGUCUGAACUGCUAUUAGCGGCUAUGGCAGCGGGUGGUUUAGGCGGCGUUGCUGGCAAUCCUGCUGAUAUUUUGUUGGUACGGAUGACAAGCGACAGUACGCGUCCUCCAGAAAAGCGCUAUAACUAUUCCAACGCUCUGACUGGUCUCGUCAGUCUCAUCCGAAAUGAAGGCGUCGGUGGCCUAACAAGAGGACUCGGGACAAAUACUCUCAGAGCAAUAUUGAUGAACGGCUCGCAGGUCGGCUCUUACGAUUUUUUCAAAGUCAUCCUGCUCCAUCGCUCUAUACCAAUUGUCAACUAUCAGCUGCAAGAUAAUCUAUUACUUCACACAAUAGCAAGCUGCAUGGCAGGGACGGUUGCGACUACUGUCUGUGCUCCUGCCGAUGUCAUUCGAUCUAGAAUCAUGUCCCAAAGCGGGCAAGCUCGACCAAUAGAUGUCCUCCGGCAAUCCUUACGGGAUGAAGGUCCACGCUUUCUUUUUAAGGGCUGGACUCCAGCUUUCGUGCGCUUGGGUCCUAAUACAGUAUUUUUGUUUGUGUUCUAUGAGCAACUUAAGAAGGGUUGGGAUACCACCUUUGCUGCACGGUGA